This is a messenger RNA of Striga asiatica, 663 nucleotides long. NCBI's taxonomy places the organism in Eukaryota, Viridiplantae, Streptophyta, Magnoliopsida, Lamiales, Orobanchaceae. The record is from the annotation of a GenBank genome assembly.
GAGUAUAAUUCAUUUUUUGGGGUAGAUUGUGCUGACAGGCUAAACAAGUCAUUGAUUUUAAUGGGAGAAAUUGGAGGAAACGAUAUAAAUUAUCCAUUGGCUCAAGGCAAAUCCCUUGAAGAAAUCAAGACCUAUGUGCCCUUUAUCAUUCAAGCUAUUGCCAACGCCACAAGAGAGAUCAUUAUUGCCGGUGCCUCACAAAUCGUGAUCUCAGGAAACUUCCCCUUUGGGUGUUUCCCUUAUACUCUCAGCGCUUUUUCUAGUAACGAUUCAACAGAUUACGAUGAAAAUGGGUGCAUAAAACGUUUGAACGAUCUUGCUAUUUAUCAGAACUCCAAUCUUCAGACUGCUAUAUACUCUCUUAGAAGGGAAUUUCCAAAUGUUGUUAUACUCUACGCAGACUACUACAAUGCUUUUCUAACAAUUCUUCGUCAAGCGCCUAUUCUCGGAUUUGAUCGUAGAACUUUGUUGAGUCCUUGUUGCCAAAGUAGAGAUUAUAAUCCUACUAGUCCACAGUUUUGUGGAGGGAUUGGCGUGCCUGUAUGUGACAAUCCAAAUCAAUAUGUGCAUUGGGAUGGUUUACAUCUGACGGAAGAAGCGCACCGUCAAGUCUCCAAAAUUAUUGAUACAAAUUUAGUUUUGGGGGCAAACUGCACCUUUUAA